Messenger RNA from Aspergillus melleus, 1881 nucleotides. Its product is annotated as fungal specific transcription factor domain-containing protein. Lineage: Eukaryota; Fungi; Ascomycota; Eurotiomycetes; Eurotiales; Aspergillaceae. The record is from RefSeq and is a predicted model, not a curated record. The transcript has a single exon. Gene Ontology annotation, biological process: positive regulation of transcription from RNA polymerase II promoter by galactose; DNA-templated transcription. The coding region runs from base 1 to 1881 and encodes 626 amino acids. Gene Ontology annotation, molecular function: DNA-binding transcription factor activity, RNA polymerase II-specific; RNA polymerase II cis-regulatory region sequence-specific DNA binding; zinc ion binding. Gene Ontology annotation, cellular component: nucleus.
AUGUAUCUUUCCGGCGCGAUCCAAGAGGAGGACGAAGUCACGCCUGUAAGGAGAACCCCUGUUGUCCCUCGCGCAUGUUCGAUCAUUGAUAUACUGUAUCGUCAUGGCAGGUCCCACCAGGAACUAUCCCGGUCGCUAGAAAUCCGCGACGCCAUCCUCGAGCAGCUCUUCCCCACAGUAUCCCCGGAGUCGCUCCGCGGCCUGUCACGAGAGGCCCUGCGGCAGCUAAUUGAACGCCAGGGCCCCGGGGUGGAGGAAACGUCAACGGAAGUUCAAGAGGCUGCUCACAUCCGAGACGAGAGCGAAGAUGACGAGGCAUGGGACGAGGCAGAUAAGCUCAUGCAGCAUUCCUCGGCCUAUGACGAGGUAAACAACCUCUCGCUCACCUUUGACCGGUCGCAUUCUUACCUCGGUUUUUCCUCGGUCGGCAUCAUGCUCCACAGCAUUCUUGAGGUCUCCCCUAAAAUCCAAACCAAACUGGCACACGACCUGCAAGCUCACGCCUCUCAUCUAUCUAUUGCUCCGGACGAUGGAACCACACCCUCGAGUGGGGAAAUGCUCCUUACCAGUGAGGUUUGUAUCGACGCCUACUUCGCACAUGUCCAUGCCAUUACGCCGAUGCUCGACGAGGCUGAGUUCCGACGCCGGGUCCGAGAGAACAAUGCGGACGACGGUCCCUGGCAAGCUCUGCUGAAUAUGGUCGUAGUGAUGGGGGCCGUCGCUAUGGGCCAAUGGAAAAGCGAGUUGAUUCGGAACUCCUUCCACCAAGCUAGACGCUUCAUGAAUAUGGAGCUUCUGGGUUCGGUCCAAAUUGAAAGUCUACAAGCUCUGUGCCUUUUGGGUGGCUACUAUCUGCAUUUCCGCAGUACUCCCAACAUGGCCAAUGCCGUUCUCGGCGCCGCGUUUCGAAUGGCAGCGGCCAUGGGACUACACAAGGAGUCUAUUAUCACGCACUCUAUUAGGCAAACCCCAUCGGAUCAGUCAGAGGCUGAAAUGAGACGAAGAUCAUGGUGGAGCCUUUUCUGCCUGGACACCUGGGCCUCGAUGACGCUAGGGCGACCUACCUUUGGCCGCUGGGACGGAUCGAUGAUGGAUACAAAUUUGCCUGGUGAACACCACCACGAUCCUGCGGUGUCUAUCCUAAGGGCUAGUGUCGAAUUCUGUCUGGUCGCCACCGAAGUUCAAGAACGCUUUGCCCAGGCUAUUCCAGUAACGACGGAAGAGAUGUUCCAUUUUGAUCAACGCGUGCAAGAUUGGUACAAAGCGCUUCCGGCAAUUGUCAACCAGUCUCAUGGCGGCUUAACAAACAUCGCCAUAGCUCAGGCCUAUCUGAGAAACCGAUACUUGAACUUGCGGAUCCUGCUUUAUCGCCCUUUCCUUUUGCAGCUCUCACAGUCAGUCACGGCCCGGUCAGAUACCAUAGCGAUGGCUAUUGUUACGUGCCGCGAACUCAGUUUUGAGGCAAUCGCCAACAUCGCCGACUCUGUUAUGCCCAACACCGUCUGGGCCUGGAAUAGCACGUGGUAUCUCUAUCAAGCGUGUAUGGUUCCGCUGUUCAUCAUGGCCACUGAUCCACAACACAUUGAAGCCGGAAAGUGCAGGUCAAAGAUUCAGGACGCCCUUGUGGCGUUUGAGGCCCUCAUUCCUUGGACGCCGGCCGCUCAAAGAUCUCACAGCAUCGUGAAAAGUAUCCUUGAGGCAACCCUGAACUUAGCAUCGGGUGGCGAUCUAGUGGAUAAUCCUGAUUUUGACCUGCUAAACAUGGAUGUCAAUGGGUUCUGGGACUUGAACAAUGUGGGCCUAGACUUUGACUUCCUACUAAACUACAAUAUGAUGAAUGACUUGGACAGAUACGGGCAGGAUGGUUUAACCGGAAGUUGA